Molecule: messenger RNA, 717 nt
Organism: Salvia splendens (bonfire salvia)
Lineage: Eukaryota; Viridiplantae; Streptophyta; Magnoliopsida; Lamiales; Lamiaceae
Product: wall-associated receptor kinase-like 21
Exons: 1
Coding region: 1-552 (183 amino acids)
Biological process (GO): protein phosphorylation
Molecular function (GO): ATP binding; protein kinase activity
Source: RefSeq, a predicted model, not a curated record
AUGAUCGGCUUAGCUGCAAUCAUAACGCUGAUAAAAUACGUAACCAAGAAUGAAAAGCAAAAGAAGAGGAAAUCACCAGAAACAAAAGGCGUGCCGGAUAUCCCUGGCCUCUACAAAUUCUCAAAGGCGGAGAUUGACAGUGCGAUAAACCACGGAGGCAAGAAGAAGUGCUUAGGAAGAGGCAGUGCAGGCCUGGUUUACAAGGGUGUACUUCCCAGUGGGCAGUUGGUGGCAAUCAAGCAGAUAUACAAGAGCAACACGUCUGAUUCGUUCACCCGGGAAAUAGAGGGCCUUUCGAGGGUCAGGCAUCCGAAUCUCGUAUGUCUCUUUGGCUGCUGCAUAGAGGAUGGGGAGCAGUACCUCGUGUACGAGUACUGCCCUCACGGGAACCUUGCUCAUCAUCUUCUACGUACGUCAUUUCUCGUUUUUCUGUUUUUGCUCUUGGAAACAUCAUUCAUCUUGCUCAUGACCGUUCGAAUGUGCAGGGAAGGACACUGUCCUAAUGUGGGAGGACCGAGUGAGAAUCCUGAGGGAAUGCGCGUUGGCUCUUAGGUAUCUUCAUCACCACACGAGUGGAUGCAUCGUUCAUAGAGACAUCAAGGUGAGAACCAACUAACCUGUUUCAAAGCGAUUUUUACACGAUCACGUCGAUCAGUUCAAUAUGAAAUUGUGUUGAUUGUGGGUUCUUGUUUUGACAGCUGACAAACAUUCUUCUCA